Messenger RNA from Salvia miltiorrhiza (redroot sage), 1926 nucleotides. RefSeq names its product anthocyanidin 3-O-glucoside 6''-O-acyltransferase-like. NCBI's taxonomy places the organism in Eukaryota, Viridiplantae, Streptophyta, Magnoliopsida, Lamiales, Lamiaceae. The transcript has a single exon. The record is from RefSeq and is a predicted model, not a curated record. Bases 467 to 1822 code for a protein of 451 amino acids.
ACCCAAAUAAAAUGAACUAUUAUCUCAAUGAAACAGAGGAAAUAUAUGAUACUGAAGUAAGAACUAAAGUAUUACUCCUAACAAGUAACAAGAUUCAGUUUUGUUUCUCAAUACCUUCAAUGGGUCUCCAGAUAAACCCCUAAAAUCGUACAAAUUAUCGAAAUGUUUACAACUCAUUGUUGCCAACAUUUUGAAGUCCAAUUUCAGUUGAUCACAUUCAAUUGUCGGGCCAAUUUGGCCCGUUAGUCCGGUGUCGGCCCGGCCCAAAUCCACGUGGAUAGUCAACUCGAAUAAGUUAGUUACCCAAAAUCCCACAAAUCGUAACGCCGCACGCGCCACUCGUCAUUCGUUAAAACAUGCACAUGCAGAGGAAACAAAAGAGAGAAUGGUAAGUAGAAAAAAACCCAACUUUAAAUAACAUACAAAACCCUCGUAAACGUAUAACUAACUAACCCACCCCACCGCCAUGACCACCACCGUGCUCGAAAGCUGUGGGGUUGCGCCGCCGCCGGGGUUGGUGGCGGAUCAAUCGCUGCCGCUCACGUUCUUCGAUAUCAACUGGCUGCAUUUCCACCCCAUGCUCCAGCUCCUCUUCUACGAAUUCCCCUGCUCCAAGCCACACUUCCUUGAAACAAUCGUUCCAAAACUCAAACAAUCUCUCUCGCUAUCUCUCAAGCACUUCUUCCCCCUCUCCGGCCACGUCGUCUACCCUUCGUCGCCGGAGGAGAUGCCGAUUUUCCAGUACCUCUCCGGCGACUCCGUUCCUGUAACCGUCGCCGAAUCCAGCGACGAUUUCGACGAUCUCGUCGGAGACCGUGCGCAAUCGGCUGAUAAGCUUUACAGUUUCAUCCCUCGAUUGCCGCCGAUCGUCGAGGAAUCCGAUCGGAAACUGCUCAAGGUCCUCGCGGUGCAGGCGACUCUCUUCCCCGGGCGCGGCGUCUGCAUCGGGAUCACGACGCAUCACUGCGUCAGCGACGCGCCGUCGUUCCUAGGGUUUUUGACGAGCUGGUCGGCGAUCAGCAGAGGAGAUGGCGACGAGGAAUUCGUGAGCAAACAUGGCGAGUUGCUGCCGGUUUUUGAUCGAUCCUUGAUUAAUUACCCUCUGAAAUUGGACGCGAUUUACUGGAAAAAUGCUCAGAGAAUCCCCUUGCAGUCGCGCCACCCUUCCCUACCGACGAACCGUGUUCGAUCGACCUACACUUUCACCCAAUCGGAGAUUAAGAAACUGAAGAACUCGAUUCAGGAAAGGAUUCCAAAUUUAGCUCACCUCUCAUCUUUCGUCGCGAUCGCAGCUUAUAUCUGGACUAUCAUGGCGAAAUCACUCAGAUCUGAAGCAGACAACGACGGCGACGGCGACGCGUUUUUCUUAAUUCCGAUCGAUUUACGGCCGCGUUUGGAUCCGGCGGUUCCGGGGAACUACUUCGGCAACUGCCUGUCCUUCGCGCUGCCGAGGAUGGGGCGGCGGGAGCUGGCCGGAGAGGAGGGGCUGUUUCUGGCGGCGGAGGCGGCGGCGGCGGCGAUAGAGGAAAGGACGGGCGACAAGAAGAUUCUAGAGAGUGUGGAGAAAUGGUCGGGCGAGAUCCGCCAGGCGUUGCAGGAGUCGUUCUUCUCCGUUGCCGGGUCGACCCGGCUGGAUCUAUACGGGGCGGAUUUCGGGUGGGGCAGGGCGAGGAAGCAGGAGAUAUUGUCGAUUGAUGGAGAGAAAUAUGCGAUGACGCUUUGCAAAUCAAGGGAUUUUGUGGGAGGAUUCGAGGUUUGCUUGUCUUUGCCCAAGGACAAAAUGGAGGCUUUUCAUGCUUAUUUUGCCAAGGGAAUUAAUUAACCUUAAUAGUAUGUGUGUGUGUGUUUCUUAAUUUGUAUGAAAUUUUUCACUCAAAAAAAAAAAAAUUGUAUGAAAUUUUAUAUAGUAUUUUGUUACAUAUGUAA